Nicotiana attenuata is the source of this 2578-nucleotide messenger RNA. Its product is annotated as inactive poly [ADP-ribose] polymerase RCD1-like. The transcript is spliced from 8 exons. Gene Ontology annotation, molecular function: NAD+ poly-ADP-ribosyltransferase activity. Bases 714 to 2234 code for a protein of 506 amino acids. The record is from RefSeq and is a predicted model, not a curated record. Lineage: Eukaryota; Viridiplantae; Streptophyta; Magnoliopsida; Solanales; Solanaceae.
CCUUCCUUUCUUUUCCCCCGAGCAAGCUAUAAAACCCAAAUAUUAAAAGUCCACAGAAAGAAAAUCAGAUUCUGGAAAUCCCGUAAUUAAUACUUUAUUAGUAGUUUUUUACAAAAUAGUUGACUGAAAAAAAUACCAUUCCUUCACUAACAUCGUCGUCUGCUAAUCUGCUUUGCUUUUGCUCCUCGCACUGCACUUCAUGAUUUUAUUGAUGAAGGGAAUCAUUUAUCGUGAGGAGGUCAAUUAGAUUAUCUCUUUUUGUUUGGCAUUGUGCAAACGGUAAGAAUUUGUUGACUUUACACCGACGUUAUGGAGAAAAGUGGAUUGUACAAAGAUCACCAUCCAGUGCAAAAGUUGGUUUUGCAUUUUCUACACCAUGACGUUGCUUCUCGGAAAUUUAUCGCAGAGGAUUUAUACUAUGUUACUUUAGCGUUUAGCCUUCUUGUUUGAUACUUGUAAAUAGAUAGUUUACCUGUAGAUAAAAUGGAAUCAAAGUUGUUUGAAGUGUUAGAUAAUGGCCAUAGGACUGUGGUUGGAUCAAAGAGGAAACUGGCUUCUCAAAAUUUGUCUCAUUUAUUUAGAGCUAGCGUGAGAAACUGUCAAUUCAAUCUAACCAUGAUAGCAAGCUUGGAGAGAGGAAAAGGACUGCUGAGUGUGAGUCUAAUUAUCAGUCACAUCUCAGGAAAUCUUUACUCAAGAACUACUUAAACUUUAUGAGAAGCAGACUACCACAACGGGUACUGUUUUAUCAGAAUGGUGAAUGGACUGAUUUCCCUCAAGAUAUUAUUCUUAUAGUUAAAGAAGAUUUUCGGGCAAAAAAGGCUGUUAUUGAGGUGAAAGUUGGUGGCUUUCAUUUAAUGCUUGAUCUUCUAUAUAUGGUUCAAAUAGAUCUGAUUAAUGGUUUGCACAAACCUAUUGCCUGGAUAGAUGAAUCAGGUGGCUGUUUCUUCCCCGAGUCGUAUCUUGUCAGUUGUGAAAUGCAUGGGAACUUUAAAAGCCAGUCAAAGAGAAUCGAAGAGUUUAUGGCUAUUGAACCAGAUAGGAUAGCUGAUAUUAAGUUGCAACUUGAAAUUGAUUUUAAUGGACUGGAAAAUAGUAAUUUGGAAGAAUAUAUGGAAGAGUCAAAUGUUGGUUUUAAGAGGAUUAAAGUAAAUCCUGUUAAAGACUAUCAAGAAUGUGCUGAUGAUAAAAAAUCAGAUGCAAAAGUGGAACAAGUUGCAGAGAAUAAACAGAACCAGGAAAUAAGGACUCCUGCUGUAGUUGCUCUGAAAUUGGUGGAUGCAGAAUCUGUCAAAAAUAUGUUUGUUAUGGGAAUGAAUAUCAUCCCUAAAGUGGAUGAAAUCAAAAUUACUAAAUGCUCUAGUAGUUAUUUGAAAACUCGCUUGGAACUCUUUGAGAAGCAAAUUGAAAUAACCCUAAAAUAUCGUGGGAAUGCAAAUGUUCGAUAUGCUUGGCUUGCUGCUUCCAAAGAUUUACUAUCCACAAUUAUGAACUAUGGCCUUGCACUUGGGGGACCUAAACAUAAGACUAAAUUUGGAGUCGGAGUUCACCUCAGUACUCUGCAUUGUGCCUCUAAAAGUGCAAUUAAUUGUGAUGUUGACGAAAAUGGCAUCCGCUACAUGGUUUUUACUCGUGUGAUUUUGGGUAAUGUGGAACUUUUGAAUAGCCGAUCUGAACAAUGUUGUCCUAUUGAUGAAAAUUACGAUAGCGGAGUUGAUGAUCUAGAGAAUCCUACUUGUUAUGUUGUUUGGAAUAUGAAUAUGAACACACACAUAUACCCGGAGUAUGUUGUGAGCUUCAGAAUUCCUCCAGGAGCUGAAGGACCCCACUUCGGAAAUGAUAGCCGGAUGCAUGUCUCAGGUGACAGUACUUGUUGUCAGGGCCCUGUGGAUCAGGUACCCACAGAUACAUUUCCUAAGGACUUGGAAAGUGACAAUCAUCAAAUAUCAAUGGGUAAAUUGUCCCUAGAAAAGGCUGCAAGGACUCCGAAGUCCCCUUGGAUGCCAUUCCCCUUGUUGUUUGCUGCAAUCUCCAAUGAAGUCCCUGCAGAGAAGAUGAACCUUGUUACUAGCAAUUUUGAGUUGCUUAAGAGCAAGAAGAUAAGUAGGGAUGAAUUUGUCAGACAGUUGAGGUUGAUAGUAGGCGAUACUCUGUUGAGGUCCACUAUUACAAGUCUUCAGUUCAAGGUACCAUCUAAAUCCUUUGAAAUGGUUCCGCCAAAGCAAGAGCCGUAGAGUGCUGCCUUUAAAUGAAAUACUGCCAAUUCCAUUAGCAAAGCCACAGAGUAACAGUUCUUUACUGAAGUGCCUUUUCCGUGUUGUAGUGAGGUCAUUUGGGAGGUUCGAUUUCCUUUCCUACAGUAGUGUGAUAGUAAAAGCAUCUGGUCUUUUGUCCUAGAAUAUGGGAAUACAAAGUAGUUAGUUCCUUUUCCGAACGGGCUUGAUGGUUUUUCCUCCUGUUGUGAACCUCUUAACUUUGCUUUUGGUUUUCUGGUUAAUUUUAGUUACUCCCUGAAUUGAAUGCUUAUAAAGUUUGCCUUUGAGGUUUCUAUUUCAUUGUUCACUUUGCAAGUGGUCCA